CCACCUCCAACCGUGUGUACCGAAAUCACACUGCCGAAGAUUCAUUAAUUCCAAGUGGCGGAUACGACGCUCCGGAGCACUCCAUACUGGCCUGAUGCUCCAUUCGGAUGAGCAAGUUCUCUUCAGCCUUCACAUUUGUCAGCCGAUGGGCUCCAACGCGGCUUGUUAGACCUCGGGGAUUUUUGUCCUAUCACGGCAGACCGCAACCUGCUUUGGUUCUUUCCGAAGUAAAGAAACCAUCCGAAGGCAGCUCAAAGCCCACUUUCAAACGGAUCGGUUUCGAAUUUACUAUCGGCCGUGGAAAGAUUCCGUCGGACUCUUCUGGAGGGUGGAAUCUCGGACCAUGGCUGCUCCUUGGCUGCGCCUCGCUUGUCGCUUAUUUUGUCUAUCAUAUCCUAAAGUACAAAAAAAUUACAUGGAAAGAAUUUGUGGAGAAUUUCUUGCAGAAGGGCGUGGUUCACCACUUGGAGGUGGUGAAUAAAUCUUGGGUUCAAGUCCACCUUCUUCCUGGCAGUGAGCACGCUGUUUCUGACCCAAGCUCCGAUGGCUACAUCGGAAGUGGUUUGAAAUCAAGUCACCCGAAUGCUAUCUAUUGGUUUGAAAUCGGUGCCGUGGAUACGUUUGAGCGCAGUCUACGUGAGCUCGAGGGACAUUUAGGCAUAGACCCUAUGAAUCGGAUGCACAUUACUUAUACGACGCGGAUCCAGCCUUCCGAGGUGUUUUACCUCGCGUUCUACCUCUCCCUCUUUGGAUUCUUCCUUAUGUCAUUCCGCUCUCAAGCAGGUGGCAUGGUUCGCAAGUCUGGUAUGGGCUCAAGUUUGUUCAGUUUUGGGCAGUCUCCCGUCCGGCUAAUCGAGCGAGACAAGAUCGAUGUCCGGUUCGCUGAUGUGGCCGGCUGUGAGGAGGCGAAGAUGGAGAUAAUCGAAUUUGUGAACUUCCUACGAAACCCUGCUCGUUACGAAGCAUUGGGUGCGAAGAUUCCCCGUGGAGCUGUUCUCAAGGGCCCUCCUGGCACCGGUAAAACGUUACUUGCGAAGGCAACAGCGGGCGAGGCUAACGUGCCAUUCCUCUCUGUGUCCGGCAGCGAGUUUCUCGAAAUGUUUGUCGGCGUCGGACCAAAGCGUGUGCGAGACAUGUUCUCGACUGCGCGCAGCAAGGCCCCUUGUAUUCUCUUUAUCGACGAAAUCGACGCUAUCGGGGGCAAACGAUCUGGUGGUGCCUUUGGACACCAGGAACGCGAGAACACGUUGAAUCAGUUGUUGGUGGAAAUGGAUGGAUUUACCACCCAAGAAAACGUGGUUGUACUCGCAGCGACCAACCGAAUUGAUAUUUUGGACCCGGCGCUCCUUCGCCCAGGCCGAUUCGAUCGCCAGAUUUACGUCUCUCUACCAGAUAUCAAAGGAAGAGCCUCAAUCUUUAAAGUCCACUUGAAGCGCAUUAAGCUAGCUGAUGACGCUCAACUGGUUGCCCGCCAGAUGGCCUCUCGGACGCCGGGUUUCUCAGGCGCUGACAUCGCAAAUGUUUGCAAUGAGGCUGCACUAAUCGCCGCUCGUGAAGAUGCCAGUAACGUUAAUUUGGGUCACUUUGACAAAGCGAUCGAUCGUGUCGUCGCUGGUUUGGAGAAGAAAAGUCAGGUGUUACAACCGGAGGAGAAGAAGACUGUCGCAUAUCAUGAGGCUGGUCAUGCGGUGGUCGGUUGGUUUUUGGAGCAUUGCAACCCAUUGCUCAAAGUGUCCAUCAUUCCCCGUGGUCAAGCUUUAGGCUACGCACAAUAUCAACCCAGAGAUAUCUACCUUCACACGAAAGAUCAGAUGCUAGACGAAAUGUGCCUGGCACUUGGUGGCCGUGCCAGUGAAGAGGUGUUUUUCGGCAAAGUUGGCAGCGGAGCUGUGGACGACCUACAACGCGUCACUAAAUCUGCCUACACUCAAGUCGCCCAGCUUGGUUUCAGUGAAAAAGUUGGCUUACUUAGCUUCGAAUUGCCUCAACAGGGCGACAUGGUUUUGACAAAACCAUAUUCGGAAAGCACUGCUCAACUGAUUGACGACGAAGUUCGUCUCAUUGUACAUAAUGCUUAUCAACGCACCAUCGCUCUGGUUCGCGAGAAACGAGAUCUGAUAGAAAAGCUUGCGCUGCGUUUGUUGUCUAAAGAACAAUUACAAAAGGAAGACCUGGUAGAAGUUCUCGGUCCGAGACCUUUCGAAGAGAAGAGCACCUACGAAGAUAUCGUGGGUCAGGGUCCAUUGGAUGAAGACACCAUUUUGCCUCCUGGAUUACGAGAUUGGAACAAAGAACCUGAACCGGAGGUGAAAGGCGAAACUCCUGCUGGCUAGUUGAACAUUUGGAGUCCGCUUAAAAUCCAAUCGUUGUGUAUCAUUCAUUGUAUGCAGCUCUCUAUCAUUGGGAAAUUAAAUUGUGUAGGC
Molecule: messenger RNA, 2423 nt
Organism: Dicrocoelium dendriticum
Lineage: Eukaryota; Metazoa; Platyhelminthes; Trematoda; Plagiorchiida; Dicrocoeliidae
Source: the annotation of a GenBank genome assembly